Molecule: messenger RNA, 846 nt
Organism: Meyerozyma guilliermondii ATCC 6260
Lineage: Eukaryota; Fungi; Ascomycota; Pichiomycetes; Serinales; Debaryomycetaceae
Gene: VAM3
Product: SNAP receptor
Exons: 1
Coding region: 1-846 (281 amino acids)
Biological process (GO): intracellular protein transport; Golgi to vacuole transport; vesicle fusion
Cellular component (GO): membrane; endomembrane system; SNARE complex
Molecular function (GO): SNAP receptor activity; SNARE binding
Source: RefSeq, a predicted model, not a curated record
AUGUCAUUUGCAAAUUUCGACAUAGAGGCCCAGCGACUGGUUUCGAAGGGCCGCAAGUCAGUGGAGCCCGAGCAGACAGCGCUCCAGAAUGACCUUGACUCAAUUAUCUCCAAAACCUCUGAUCAGGUGCAAACUUUUGCCAGUUUGGUGCAACAACACGACAAGCAACGAAGACAAUUGGGAACAAAAAGAGACUGUAUCCAGCUUAGAAACAACGUCAAUGUCCUCGAAGUGCGUAUAGAGGAUAUGGAGGGUGCCAUCAAGCAAUUAGUGAACAAUUUGGUGCAACUCAUCAACAAGAAUCAGAAACUGUCAAAGGAGAAUAGCAUCGAAAUCACCAGCAAACAGAUUUUAAUCAAAGAAAGGUUGACUAAAGAGUUCAGCGAGCUCCAGAGUCUGUUCCACACGGCCCGGCGCCAAGCGGAAGAUAAGAUGAAGCAAACACCGAUUCAGGCUCAUGUAGACGAACAAACACCUCUCCUUGACAAUUCAGAACAACAACAGCAACAGCAAACCCAGGUCGAUCCAGACUUGGUGGAACAAACAGAGCUUCAAUACCACAUGCUUCUCACAGAAGAACGGAACCGCGAGUUGAACCAAGUGAGCCAAGGCAUCCAAGAGGUCAAUUCCAUAUUCAAAGAUUUGAGCGAACUCGUACAGCAACAAGGCGAACAGCUCGACACAGUUGAAGACAAUAUUCUCCAGCUCCACAGCAAUACUCAGGGAGCAGACAGGGAGCUCCAAAAAGCCCAUGAGUACCAGAGGCGAAGAAGCAAGUGGAGCUGUAUAUUCUUAGUGGCAUUGUGUGUAUUUGUGUUGAUUGUGGUAUUGGCGGUAUUGAGCUAG